Messenger RNA from Symbiodinium pilosum, 2098 nucleotides. Lineage: Eukaryota; Dinophyceae; Suessiales; Symbiodiniaceae. The record is from the annotation of a GenBank genome assembly.
GUACGGCAUGACGAGUAUCGCUAAGGAUAGCUUCUCUUUAAGUGCCCUCGGGCACCAAGCGCAAAGCCAGCGCUUAUCUGCUCCGCAUCACUCCAUCUCGUGCGUCAGCCGGGAUGCGCGGCAGAAUGUGUUCAUCACAGAGCACCACAUCAAGCCCAACAGACUAGGCCGGGAAUCGCCCAAGGUGGACACGGUCAACUUGCCGUCUACCUUAGACACAAAUCUGGCUACGACCACGGGCCUUGGCUAUGGUGGCAGGUCAGACUUCACCGCUCAGAAGGUGGAUCCAGAAAGCAUCCCAACCAACGAUGCCAUGAACCUCUUGCCAGAUGGCCAGCAGUUCAAGUACAAGCGAGAGCCAAAGAUUGUAAUCGGUACCGAGCCUCGCUUCAGCUUGAAGGAGUCCACCUUGCUAAAGACCCACAAGGCGGCCUUCUUUGGCCGAAGCUCGCCGGGGCCCGCGGCUGUGGGCGACCAGUUUGGUCCGAAGUUCGAGGCUACGAAAGCACGGAUGGCUCCAGCCUUUCCAUUUGCGCACAAGACCAAGCUCGUAUGGCCUGGAGUCUACAAUAACCCACCCGAGGUUGGACCUGGCACCUUUGAACGGAAGGAUUCGUCCAUUGGCCCGCAACAUCUCAGCCGGCGGCGGAAUCAUUCCACGUAUUCCUUCUCCAAGCAGCCGAAAUUCGGCCGCGAAGCUAAGCCCGAUGACAUGAUUUCCAAGUAUGACGCAGCGCGCAGCUGCAUGGGCAAGCAGGUGCUCCACAAAAACCGGAGUGCGCCCAGCGUUGGUUUCAAUCACGACACGCGCGACAUGAGAUCCAAAACCAAGCUUUGCAUCACGAAGCUGGAUGAGGGACCCCGCGCAAACUUCACGAAGAUGCACUUGCCCAUGCCGCGGCUACCAAUGGAGAAGACGAACUAUCUACAGGCCCUGGAGCAGAUCAACAAGCACCUGGAGUACUGGGAUGAUGCAAUGAUCAACCGCUGCAAGCAGCGAUUGACAAAGAUGCGGCAGAUGCUGAUCCGGAUGCGAAAGCUGGCGCUGAAAGGCGGAAGCAAGUUGGUGCCCAUCAAAAAGAAGACCGAAAGAAGAGAAGCGACUCGAGAGCUGAAGGCCGAGGCAGCCGCAAAAGUGGACUUGGCCAUCGAGAGAGAGCUCUUGGAGCGCCUUAAGCAGGGCACCUACGGUGACAUCUACAACUUCCCCAAGAAGCAGUUUGACAGCAUCAUGGAGAAGGAUGGAGAGGUCGAGAAGGAGCUGCAGGAAGGAGACGAGAGCGACAUGGAGUUUGUGGAGGACUUUGGGGAGGAUGAUGAGGAGGAGUGGGAAGACCUUGAUGACAAGGUGGAAGAAGUGGAGCUCGAGGAUGACUUGGGCAUGGGAGACAUGGAGGACGUGGCGCUGCCGGCCCGGAAGAAGAGGCGAGCCAAAGGUCCGCGGGUGGAGCUGGAGUACGAAGAGGAGUUGGAUGCAAGGUUAGCGCGGUGCCGACGGAUACAUUUUAAUGCAGUUGCAAAUGACUACAACAUUGUCAACCUCGACAAUGCGACUUUUCCAUUGCUAGUGGGCCGGUCGCUGCCAGCCUUCGUCCGUUUCGAUCGGGAGUACCCCUACGGCGAGAAGGCCGAUGCAUUUAAAUCGAUGGCUUCCGUGGUCGCACGCAGUGGCAGCACCACGCUGAUUGCUUCCGUGGGCGUCUCGACCUAUGGAGAGAAGCAGAACCAAGACAUGGCAAGGAAGUUCGGUUACUUCCCCAAAGACAAAGAAGAGCUGGAAUCCAGCGACAUGGACAAGCUCUUCCCAAAGCUCAUGUAUUUCCCUCCUGGUGAUGUGGAAGGGCAGUUAUACAACGGGAAGGUCACGAAGGCUGCCAUGUUGAAGUUUUUGGGCAUCGAAGAGAAGAGCUGUGACCCCUUGACUGGUUCCUUCUGCAGCGAGGAGCAGAAGAAGCACCUCGAGAAGAUGGCGGGUAAGAGCCAAGAGGAGCUUUCGAAGCUGUUGGAGGCCCUCACCCGGCGAUCGGCACAGACACUGAAGAAGGAAGAGCGCAAGGAAGUGGAUGGACAACUGGCUGUCCUGAAGAAGCUCCUCAAG